Cercospora beticola is the source of this 1987-nucleotide messenger RNA. RefSeq lists its product as uncharacterized. NCBI's taxonomy places the organism in Eukaryota, Fungi, Ascomycota, Dothideomycetes, Mycosphaerellales, Mycosphaerellaceae. Gene Ontology annotation, biological process: double-strand break repair via single-strand annealing; double-strand break repair via homologous recombination; mitotic recombination. The record is from RefSeq and is a predicted model, not a curated record. Gene Ontology annotation, cellular component: nucleus.
CGCCAGGCAGACGAGCGGAUCGAUUCGCCACACCACUACCGCCCGCCAUACGAUGCUCGCUAUCUUCUCACCGAAUUUGCGAUAGCCCACGAUGCCUGCGCCAGGCGACCAGCAUCGCGACAAUGCCAACACGGUGAACCCGUUCAUCAAGCCCGAACCACGCAUGUCCGAGUUUACAGCACAGGAAAUAGCCACACUGCAGAGCAGACUGGACAAGCAGCUGGGUCCCGAGUACGUUUCCACACGACCAGGUGCCGGUGGGGGAAAGGUGCACUAUCUGGCAGCAGAGAAGGUCAUCAAUCUUGCGAAUGAAGUAUUUGGGUUCAAUGGCUGGAGCUCGUCAAUACAGAACGUUCAGAUCGAUUUCGUGGACGAAAACCGAGAGUCUGGCAGGAUCAAUCUUGGCUUGUCGACAAUAGUGCGAGUCACGCUGAAGGAUGGCACAUUUCAUGAGGAUAUUGGCUACGGGCACUGCGAGAACGCAAAAGGCAAAGCCGCUGCCUUUGAGAAGGCGAAGAAAGAAGCUGCAACAGACGCGAUGAAACGAGCGUUGCGCAAUUUUGGGAACGUGCUCGGCAACUGCUUAUACGACAAAGACUAUCUGCAGAAGAUCACCAAGAUCAAGGUAGCGCCCUCAAAAUGGGAUGCUCAAAAUCUGCAUAGGCACCCAGACUAUGCGCCGAUCAAAAAGGAGCCGGUCACGCAGAGCGUAUCAACAUCAGAGCGGGUAGGCGGACCACAACGCAACACUAGCAUGCAGUCUGUAGCGUCUGUCGGCUCGGGAGAGUUCGAUGACGACUUUGGAGAAGCGACAGAAUUCGACGAGACUGACUUCAGUCACCCUGAUGAAGUGCGACUUGACGAUUCCGAGGUCAGCAAUGGACCGCAGGCUCAUUUGCAAAGAGCAGCCAAUGGUCCACAAAACGCGCAAAGACAAGCCAUAUCGAGGACGCAUUCGAUGCCUCAAACGAGGCCGCCGAACAUACAGCCUCCUGCACCUGUCAACGGGAUGCAAGCCCCACAGAAGCCACAAUCAGUGCAACGGCCUCCACAGAACGCUGCACAGCCAGCCAAUCGUAUGUUGCCACCACAGACACCAGGAAAUCAACAGAGACCGCAACCACAACAGAAUGGCAACACGUAUCUCCAGCAUGGUGCAGAUGGGGCACGCUCGAAUCCAUCAUCGGGCAAUGCUGUUGGGUCGCCUUUAGCACAGCCUCAACCUCGACCGCAGAACGGUCUCAACGGACAACCGCAGCCAGAAGAGUCUAACACAAUACCCGCAGGAGCUACGCUAGGCUUCGUUUCCGGACGAAAACCCGAAGCGAACGUCGCUUUCAAUCCACACGCCGAAAGUCCUUCAAUACGGAGAACGCAGGGAGUGAACCCUGGCGUAUCAAAGCCAGUCCGUCGAGAACAACUCGCAAGUGGACAGCCUACCGCAACUGUGCCAAGUCAACAACCUGGCAGUGGCGCGGGAGGCUCUCGACCUGCUGCUGCUGGCCCAGCUGUCAACGCGACGAGUGCUGCACCUCGACCGAACGCGACCAACUACAUCAAUCCUGCUGCAGACAUGAGUCGGAAGAUUGGUAUGCCCCAAGGAGGGGCAGGGUUUCGUAACAGUACUGGUUACAAACCACCAAGUGCGGCGAAAAGACCGGCCAUGACUGAUGUCACGAACACGUACGGCGGAGAUGGCGCGAAUGAGGUCGCUCCCGAUCCGAAGAAAGCCAAGGUAGAACCAGGCAAUCCGGACAGUGUUACGUCCGAGACGGUGCAGACUGAGACUACAGCAUAGUAGGGCAGUCGUCCUACACGUCGCUAUUGGGAGCGUCGAAAGCAGAAAUUGCUUGCUUCAUGUUUAUGAGCGCGGAGUUGGGUGGUUGCAUUUUAAACUCAAGGAAUUGCUGUGCUUAGCACUUACGAGGCGUAGAGAAGAGGCAGUAGAAGAUGCCAAAAAUCGAGCUGAAGUCUCGUUCACGAUCGC